Molecule: messenger RNA, 2688 nt
Organism: Acanthosepion pharaonis
Lineage: Eukaryota; Metazoa; Mollusca; Cephalopoda; Sepiida; Sepiidae
Source: the annotation of a GenBank genome assembly
AUGCAGGUUGAGUUUUUGCCUGAUUAUAUCUUCCAGAAACGGAAAUUCACUUACACAAGUGCUGAAAGCAGCACAAGCAUCAAGCCCCCUUUAAAACGAAAGAAGAGCAAAGAAAACAUUGCUGGCGGGCAAGCUGAUGAGUUUGACGAAUGGGAUGAUGACCUAAAGUUAACUCAACAAGAACUGACAGAUAUUGAUGUUGCUGCUUCACAAGCUUAUGUCCAGACGUCGAAUGCACCCAGUUUGUGCCAAGGCACUAAUCAAGCCCCUAUAAAUUUACCAGCACCAUCCAAACCUGCUCCACACCCAAGUAGAGGUCCACUACAAAAUGAACCAAAUAUUUAUAUUCCAAAAUUGGUGCGCCAGUCGUCUUCCACAUCUUCGUCCAGUACAUAUCCUAUUUCAUCAUCAGCGACAUAUGAAUCGUGUAGCUCUAACCAUAGCACAAGCAGCAAUGGUCCAAGGGCACCUCUACAGCUUGGUAGAACGGGCAGUACCACUGCAGCUCCUAGUGUCCAGAGGUUUACUCCUGGAGCCACUACUAACUUUCCAAAUAACCUGAUGGCAGAACUGGAACAAUUGAGAGAGGAAAUGAAGAAGUUUGCGACCCUAAAAGAGGAAAUGUAUAUUAAAGAAGGACAGAUAAAGUUUCUUCAAAAAGACUUACAGCGUCGUGAGCAGGAAGUUGCACAGCUGCACCAGGAAAAAAUGCAAGAGGAGACACGAGAACGCAGUGAGAAAGAGAAGACUCUCAAGACUGAAGUGGAACGUCUAGUAGUAGAGCUUCAAUUCAAAAACCAGGAAAUCCAUCGACUGAGAGAAAAAUGCCUUGAAACAAAACCCAGCAGCAGCACUUCUGAUACUGCUGGUAGCCCUAAAGUGCGUCGGAUAUUAGUUGAAAGGCCUUCUCCACAUCCCACUACACCACAGAAAAUUAAAGAGGAAAAACCAAUUCCACUUAGCAGUCCUCCCAAAUCAACCAAUGAAACUAGUGUAAGUUAUAAAGUCCGAAGAAAUUGUUCACUCCAGGUUUCUAUGCCCAAAGGUGCUCUCCAUGGUUCUCAGCUGAUAUCCCAGUUAUUGCAAAACAGUUCCAAUGCUACAGAAUCCUUGCCACUGUCAAGUUCAGGUACUAAUAUUGUACCCUUACUCCAUUUACAUACCACACUGGAUUUUCAGGGGGUCAAAUUUUGUCGAGAUGAAGAAAAUUUCUUCCUGUUUCCUGUUGCCAAAAGUGGAGCUGAUAUUCAGAAAAUUGUUGAAACAUCUGAUAAGAAGAAAUCUUUUGUGUCCAACGUGAAUCUUGACCUGGCCAUGUAUGGAAUCUCACAGCUGCUGACCAUAGAAAACGUACUUAGUGGUCGUCAAUUAUUUGACACUACUGCAGAGUCUGUUAGCAAACAUUCCUGUCCUAGUCUAUUACUGCUACCCUUGAUGGAAGAGUACUUCACUCAGUACUCUGAACAGCUAAGUACUCAAUUGUUAGAUUUUCGAUCCACUCACUCUGAUAAUGGCAAUGCAACUUCGUCGUCAGCUGGAGGCUCAUGGAAAACAAGCUCGGUUGAAAGCUCUCUGGAAUCUUUGGGUAGUUCUCUGAACUUCUUGUUGCAAGUACGGUCAGAUGUGGCCAAUAAUUUGGAACAGUUAACCCUGUCAGCACUCAGAAUACUUUUCAAAUUAGCUUCCUUUUCCCCUGGACUGAGAUGGGCUCUUCUCACCCUGAACACUUCAUCUGACACUGAAAAGCUUGUUUGUUCUUUGAUUUGUUCCCUUGCAAUGACCAGUCCAGAUAAAAAAAAUGCCAGCCCUAAAACUGGGACUUCAUUUAGUGGCUGCCUCUCUCAUUUGAAUAUUGAACGCUUGGAACUUUUAAGUAAACUGUUUAAACUGGCAAAUCCUGUUCCUGAGAUGUUAUGUAAUCCAAAUAUUGUGGAAGCAGCUCUCACUUUAUUGAUUUUGCUUGCCAAAUCUGCAAUACCUGAACAACUUGAAAGAUUUGAGCCUGCUGUCUCACGGGGAAUCAUUUGCCAUUCUUUGAGUUACAAUUCCAACAUUACUGUUCAAAUGAGAGGUCUUCAGUUACUGCAAGUCCUUAUUGGAUGUCCUAGAAUUGUAACAUGUCUGUGUACUGAUGGAGAAUUAUGUCCCCUUGCAGCAAUGUAUACUAUGGUUGCCAAACUGGUAAAAGAUCCUACUGCACAGACCCAAAUUUAUCCUACUGUGAUAGACAUCUUGGAUACAAUCAACAGUGUACAGACAUCUGGAGUAUCCAUCAUGUUAAACACACACUGUUCUUGCAAUAUGGAGUGUGUGAAAUGUUGUGUAAAUCUGCUGUAUGACCUUCUUGAAAAUCAUCAAUCGAAAUGUGUAAAUGAGAACACAAAAGGGACAAUUUGUGUUGAGUGUGAUGACCUUGCACAAUGCCAGUGCAUGAGUGUGUUAUGCAAGGGAAUCCUUUUGUUGCAUGCCCUCAGCCAAAGAGACCAACACUUUGAAUACAGACUACAGGAUUGUGUACACAACUACACCAUCUUGGUUAGUCAACUGCAGCUUAUGUUAGAACAGGAUGAAGAUCAAUGGAAAACUGACACAUGUGCCUUGAAAGAAUUAUGGGAAUUUGUACUCGAUCCAGAUUCAUCAAUGGAAGAAGAUGAAUCCCAGGCAGAAAUAUCCAUGGAAACAACCUGA